UCUUAUGAGCUAACCUAAUUAUACAAUUAGAAUCGUAUAAAAGAAAACAAAACAUAGCCUUACUGUAAAACACAGAUCCACUAUUUGCCACUAGACACUUCACUUUAACCACGUGUUCUCCCACCAUGCACUACUUCCCUGACCUCUUCUAUCCCCACCCCUUUCUUUCCUACGGCAAGGCAGGUGGGCCAUAAGGAGCGUUUCACAUAACACUGAAGGAUACAAAAAAUACUGAGAAUCCAUCCAACUAGGUUUAACCUAGAGUAUGUAUUCGCAUCUAUUGCACCUGUUUGGACAUUACGUGUACCAAGCCGUGUUUAAAUAUGAAUAUAUAAAACGCUUGGUAAUUGUUUCGCUCGAAAAAUCCAGAUCCACAUUUUAGCACAAGCUGGAUCGCGCGGCGUUUUGGUUUCCUUCCAGAGGUCAACAGAGCCGACCGCUGUUGCUGAGUUGAGCUAGUCGGCUAACCAUUUAACUACAUUCCAUCAGUAUUGCUGUUGUGUUGUCCACCUAGCUUGUUAUGUAGUCCAGCGGUUUUGUCUGUUCAGGCUACUUGCUAAUAGAAGUCGUCAGACUCAGAAAUAUGAAUAACGUGAUAAGUAAUAGAUUAAUCGGUGGAAGUUGUGUGUGUCAGAGACUGUACAGUACUCGGUCGAUUAGGCAUCCUGCGGCACCUCAGGCGUCCCCCGUGAUUCUCAGUCAGAAAGAUACAGUGGCAGACAGAUCAGGUUUUCACAAUAAGAAUAAUGGAUUCUUGUCUUUAUCGCAACAUUUGUGUUCAGCAAGAAUGCCCCAUCGGAAGCCGUUUUCUAGCGGGUUUGGCGGAGCUAUGAAUGUUUUUGACAGGAACAUGAAACGAAAACAGAAGAAUUGGGCUUCAAUGUUACAGGACACAGUGAAGUACGAUUAUCUAAGAGAUGAGGUUGGCAGCAGAGUUGCAGACAGAGUCUAUGACAUUGCGAGGACGUUUCCUUUAGCCUUGGAUGUUGGUUGUGGAAGAAAUCACAUUGCAGCGCACUUGAGCAAGGAUAUUGUUGAGAGACUUUUCGUAACAGACAUCUCAGAAAAUGUUUUGAAACGGAAGAAGGAGGUGGAAAUGCCCACCCACUGUGUAAUGGCGGACGAGGAGUUCCUUCCUUUCAAAGAAAACACGUUCGACCUGGUGGUCAGCAGCAUGAGUUUGCACUGGAUUAACGAUCUUCCCGGAGCUUUCCGACAGAUCCAGCAUGUCCUGAAGCCGGACGGGGUGUUCAUCGGGGCCAUGGUGGGGGGGGAGACGCUGUACGAGCUACGCUGCUCCCUGCAGCUGGCCGAACUGGAGCGGGAGGGGGGCUUCGCCCCCCACGUUUCCCCCUACACCGCAGUCACCGACCUGGGGAACCUGAUGGGGCGGGCGGGGUUCACCAUGCUCACCGUGGAUGUUGAUGAAAUCCAGGUACAUUACCCAGGAAUGCUUGAAGUGAUGAAAGACUUGCAAGGAAUGGGAGAAAGCAACUGUGCCUGGAACCGGAAGUCCAUGCUGCACAGAGACACCAUAUUGGCUGCUGCCGCCAUUUACCAAGAAAUGUACGGGCAUGAAGAUGGCUCGGUUCCUGCUACGUUUGAGAUCUUGUACAUGAUUGGCUGGAAGCCCCACGAGUCGCAGGCGAAACCGGCGAGGAGGGGCUCAGGGAGCGUCACAUUCGGCGAGCUCGGCAAGCUCAGCCGGCCGACCUCCGCGGACCGAUCGAAGGAGGGGCAGUAAAAUCCCGCGUUUGUAUCUGCGGCUCUCGUGGUAAUACGCGCUUCGUUUUAUCUGUCGAUAAAAGUGUCUUCGUCAUUAAAAAAAAAAAGAAAAAAAAAACCUGGUCCGUUUUCACUGCCAGCUCGGCACUCUCCCAGUUCUUGGUGUGUUUCCAGAACUUGUGAGAGACCCCCCUGUACAGUUCAGGCACGUCUUUGGACAGGCAGGGGGCGCCAGUGUACUCCUUCUGCACGAGUAGCUCUGGACCAGAUAAAUUCUGAAAUGCAGCCUAUAUUCAGGCUAAGAAGCUUCUUCUGUAAGAACCGCUGAAUUAUAUGAAGUGGUUGUUAUAUGUAUUGUUCUGUGUUGUUUUGACUGAGAAAAUAUUUUAAAUAUUUUAAUGCAGGUUGUUGAACAUAAAUGUGUUGCAGGGUACUGAUACUGUUUAAUGAACGCACACUCAAAUAAAUGUGCAGUAUUUAGCAUUUAUACAGUAACUGCAAAGCUGGUGAGCUUACAGUUCAUAUAAAGUUUGUAUAAAAUGUUUUGAAUAAAUGCAUAAAAAUUGUGCAGAACUGUGUUGAUAAAGUUAGAUAACUGGAUAAAUAUUUUAUAAAUCAAAAA
Molecule: messenger RNA, 2347 nt
Organism: Anguilla rostrata (American eel)
Lineage: Eukaryota; Metazoa; Chordata; Actinopteri; Anguilliformes; Anguillidae
Gene: ndufaf5
Product: NADH:ubiquinone oxidoreductase complex assembly factor 5
Exons: 11
Coding region: 584-1744 (386 amino acids)
Biological process (GO): mitochondrial respiratory chain complex I assembly
Cellular component (GO): mitochondrion
Molecular function (GO): S-adenosylmethionine-dependent methyltransferase activity
Source: RefSeq, a predicted model, not a curated record